AACAACUUUCUAUUCAGAGGAAGGUCCUCGCUUCUGGGUUGCAUGUUGAAGCACUUCACAAGCACAAAGAGCUUGCGACUCGUUAUUUAUGACUAUUUAAUCGACUAAAAAUCUUCACCAAUAAUGACCCAGGCUGAGAAAGAGCAGGACAACGGGAAGGAGAAGGAGAAGGAACGAGACAAGGAGAAAGAAAAGGAGCAACAACGCGGGGUGAAAAGACCCAUCGCUCCUCCGGUCAUCCCAGACCCACUUCAGGAGCAAAUACAGAGCAACUUCAUAGUUGUCAUCCACCCUGGUUCAAGGACGCUCCGCAUUGGCCGAGCUACAGAUAAUCUUCCGGUGACACUCCCACAUGUGAUAGCGCGCAGACACAAACAAACUGGACAGCCGAGAUAUGAAGAUGCCUGGCUGUUGAGAGAUGGUCUAAAUAAAGCAGAGAGUAAUGAGCAGAGGCAGAAUGGGCUUAAAAUGGUGGACCAGGCCAUCUGGUCCAAGAAAAUGUCAAACGGAGUGCGGAGGACACCCGUCUCUGCUGACCAGGCCCGAGCUUAUAACUGUCAGAUCCGUCCGGCAGUACUAGACAGCAGCUCCAGGGUGAAGUGGACCAACACAGCCCACCAGCCUCCUCAUCUGGUGGGAGAGGAGGCUCUUUAUGUGAAUCCAUCUGACUGUUACAACAUCCACUGGCCAAUAGUCAGAGGUCAGCUCAAUGUGCAUGCCGGUACCGGAGGCUCCCUGACCGCCGUACUGGCUGACCUCGAGACGAUCUGGAGUCACGUCAUUCAGAAGCAGCUGGAGAUCCCCCUCAAAGACUUAAAGUAUUACAGAUGCAUCCUACUGGUGCCCGACAUCUGUAACAGGCAGCACAUCAAAGAAGUUGUCAACAUGCUGCUGCUUAAUAUGGGCUUCUCAGCGAUCAUCGUGCACCAGGAGUCGGUGUGUGCUACAUUUGGCAGUGGGUUGAGCAGUGCUUGUGUCGUGGAUGUUGGAGACCAGAAGUCCAGUCUUUGCUGCGUAGAGGACGGCGUGUCCCACAGGAACUCCAGAUUAUGUUUGGCUUAUGGCGGCUCAGAUGUGACCCGCACUUUCUUCUGGCUCCUGCAGAGGGCGGGCUUUCCCUACAGAGACUGUCAGCUGUCCAGCAGACUGAACUGUCAGCUGCUACAGCAUCUGAAAGAGACCUUCUGUCAUCUGAACCAAGACAUAUCAGGACUACAAGAUCAUGAAUUCCAGACACGUCUCCCAGAAGCCCCAGCUCUUCUCUACCAGGUUCGACUAGGGGAUGAGAAAUUACAGGCACCUAUGGGUCUCUUCUACCCGACCACAUUUGGCAUCGUAGGUCAGAAGAUGACAUCACUUCAGUACCGUUCCCAAGGAGACUCAGAGGAUCCUCAUGAUGAACACUACCUGAUGACUACACAGAGCAAACAGGACCAGUCCUCCAAAUCUGGUGCAGACCGGAAGGGUAUGUCCAGACCAGGUGGUGGUUUGGAUGGUGAGAUGAGUGGUCAGGGAGGGGUUGGGGAGCUCUCUGACCUGAGCAGGGGCUGUGGGAGUGGCAGCGCUGGAGGAGGGAUGAAGGUGGAGAUGGAGUUUGGGCCUGCGCAGGGGGAGUGCCUGAUGGGGGCAGGAGAGGUGGAAGAGCCCCUGUCUGCUCACCUCUCCAGGAAGACUGCCAUCAUGAGCCAGUUUGAGAGCAAAGCACUGGGCCUGGACAAGGCCAUCCUGCAUAGCAUCGACUGCUGUGCAUCAGAUGAAACCAAACGCAAGAUGUACAGCUCCAUCCUGGUCGUGGGAGGAGGGCUCAUGUUUCAUGGUGCUCAGGAGUUUCUGCUUCACCGCAUCAUCAACAAGAUGCCGCCCUCAUUCAGAAGGCUGGUAGACAACGUGGAAGUUAUCACGCGGCCUAAGGACAUGAACCCUCGGCUGAUAUCAUGGAAGGGGGGAGCAGUGCUGGCGUGUCUGGACACCACUCAGGAGAUGUGGAUCCACCAGAGGGAGUGGCAGCGGUUUGGUGUCCGAAUGCUCCGCGAGAGAGCUGCCUUUGUCUGGUGAAAGCAAACAGAUUUUACUUGAAUCUUAACGCUGCGUCUACACAGGAGGCGUAGCGUGAGCAGCUCGUUCAGGGCAACGUAUCCCUUUGACAAUUAUAGCACGGCUAACACCAUGUUUACUUGUGUCAUCCAAUAGAAACCCAGAUGGGAGUCGUUAUUGUAGAACUUUUGAAGUCUUUGAUAAUAUUCUGUAAAUACUGCAAUUCUUGCCUCUUUUUGAAAGUUUGGAUUUGUGUAAAUAAACCCAUCACGCUUGGAUAUACAAUUGUUGCAUUUGAUUGGAACAAACAAAAUCCACCUUUUUUGGAAAUAUGAACAUAUUGGAUUGAAACACAAGAUUGCCUCAAACUAUUAUCCCAGAAACUCAAUGCUUUAAGAUUUACAUUCACUGUCCGAGUUAAGACAAAUGCCUCCGCCGGCUCUGCCACAUUACAUUUCAAAUACAAUCAGCCAUUUAUUAGAUACAAUUUUUUUAUAAUAUCUUCACAUUAUUGAUUUUGAAGUGCAUGCCCUAGAUCUACACAGAGGCAAGUUGUGUCGUUACAGAGUGUAAUUGUAAUGGAACUCAGUGGUAACAUGUUUAAACAUCGAACAUUUUUAUUCAGACAGAAACAUACAAAACAAUGACAAACUAACUUCAUGAAACUUCAGUUCAGAAGGGAACUGGUGUGACAGUAAAAUGUUCAGGCCAAAAGAGGAUGAAGGGAGGAAAUGAGGAUAGCUGCUGCAUCGGCCAUUCUGGUCCCUACGUGUAGGAAUUCCCAGAAAGGCGUCAAGAAACUGCUGGUUGCAGCGGCAGCCGAUGAAGAGGGGCUUCAGCACUGUGACAUCAGUCUUCCUUUAGGGUCUCAGCAAAUAGACACUGUGCCAGGCCCCACGCCUACACAUUCAGUGUAGGCGUUUACCUAGAGAGAAGGGAGGAGUAUACAAUGGAGGAGUUAUGUCUCCAAAUAUGUGAGGCAAAGUACUUUUUAAGGCCACUUGUUAUAACAAACCCUUGAUCUCACUUUGUGAUACAGGCUCCAGAUAUAGAAGGUACACGAUAUCAAAAGAGGUUUAUCUUAUGGGUGAUGUUUAAUAAAAAACAAAAAUCCUCACCUUCCUCAUCCUCCUCCACCCAUUGGUGGGGAGCUGGGACCUGCCCCGUGGUUAAUUCUCCCCAUCCUUCUCCUGCCACCAGGGGGAC
Messenger RNA from Anarrhichthys ocellatus (wolf-eel), 3240 nucleotides. RefSeq names its product actin related protein 8 (gene actr8). The transcript is spliced from 13 exons. NCBI's taxonomy places the organism in Eukaryota, Metazoa, Chordata, Actinopteri, Perciformes, Anarhichadidae. The record is from RefSeq and is a predicted model, not a curated record. Bases 124 to 2055 code for a protein of 643 amino acids.